Messenger RNA from Aureobasidium melanogenum CBS 110374, 2349 nucleotides. Its product is annotated as Neutral/alkaline nonlysosomal ceramidase. Gene Ontology annotation, cellular component: extracellular region. Gene Ontology annotation, biological process: sphingosine biosynthetic process; ceramide catabolic process; long-chain fatty acid biosynthetic process. The transcript has 2 exons. The record is from RefSeq and is a predicted model, not a curated record. The coding region runs from base 1 to 2349 and encodes 782 amino acids. Gene Ontology annotation, molecular function: N-acylsphingosine amidohydrolase activity. NCBI's taxonomy places the organism in Eukaryota, Fungi, Ascomycota, Dothideomycetes, Dothideales, Saccotheciaceae.
AUGCCGCAACAUCGAAGCGGCGUCUCUGUUGCCUUGACUGCCGCCUUCUUGGUCUUGACGUCCAUUUUCGCCGCCAUCUAUGCAUUUGGUCUUCCUGAACUUGAUUACUGGCACUGGAGAGCUUCCUAUGACCCUUUCAAGAAUCAGCCUUCGUCACAAAAUGUAUUUGACAGCUUCACCAAACCAUCUGCCUCGGAUGACUACCUCGUCGGCGUCGGCAAGGCUGAUAUCACCGGUCCUGUCACCGAGAUCAAUCUCAUGGGCUAUGCUGACCCUGCUCAACUUGGAACUGGUCUAAGACAGCGCCUUUACUCUCGUGCUUUUAUUCUUGGUGAUACAGAAAGUCCUCGUAAUCGCUUUGUCUACCUUGUUCUCGACACACAAUCCGGUGAUACUGCCGUCCGUAAUGGUAUCCUCGAGGGUCUGAAAGACCUCGGCCCUGAGUAUCAAUCCUAUGGAAGACAGAAUGUUGCCGUUACCGGAACUCACUCUCACUCUGGUCCUGGCGCUUGGUUGAAUUAUCUGUUGCCUCAGAUUACUAGCCGAGGUUUCAGCCAACAAAGUUACCAAGCUAUUGUCGACGGUGCUCUUGAAUCAAUCAAGCAGGCUCAUCAGUCGCUGAGCCCUGGUCAGCUAUCUGUUGCUUCUGUUGAUAUCGAGGAUGCAAACAUCAAUCGCAGUCCUUAUGCCUAUCUUGCUAAUCCCAAAGAAGAACGCGACAAGUAUGAGUACAACGUUGACAAGACUCUGACUCUUCUAAAGCUGCGAAGAAAUAGCGACAAGAAGGAUAUUGGUGUCUUAACUUGGUUCCCUGUUCACGGUACAUCCAUGUUGGGCAAUAACACCCUCAUUACUGGUGACAACAAGGGUGUUGCAGCAUACCUCUUCGAAAAACAUGCUGCUCAGAUAGACUCGACAGCUGAUGGCUUUGUUGCUGGCUUCUCACAAGCAAAUGUCGGAGACACUUCUCCAAACAUUAACGGAGCUUACUGCGAAUCUGGUCCCGAUGAGGGCAAGCAAUGUGACUUCAAGACAAGUCUUUGUGCUGGCAAGAACGGCCCUUGCCAUGGACGCGGUCCUCAUUGGGGACUGGACGAUGCAGGUACAGCUUCUGCUUGGGAGAUUGGUCGCAGACAAUAUCUUGGUGCUCGCUCGGCCUAUGAAUCAAUGACUGCCAAGUCUACCUUCACACCUAUCCAGGGCAGUGUCGUUCGCUCUCUACACACCUUUGUCGACAUGUCGAACCAAACCGUCAUCUUGCGCAACGGCUCGACGGCUCACACAUGUCCAGCAGCGAUGGGAUACUCAUUCGCUGCUGGGACUACAGACGGUCCCGGUGCCUUUGACUUCAAGCAAAACAAUCCUGGUGACCCCAAUGCAAGCCCAGUCUGGGCUGUGGUUCGCAAUAGCUUGCACUCGCCUGGACCAGAGCAGAUUGCGUGCCAGUACCCCAAACCCAUCUUGCUUGAUGUAGGUGAGACCGAGAAACCCUACCUCUGGACGCCCAAUGUUGUCGACAUUCAACUCUUACGUGUCGGUCAACUCCUGAUCAUUGUAGCUCCGGGUGAAGCCACUACCAUGGCAGGACGACGCUGGAGAGAAGCACUGCAGAGCCACGCUCUCUCUGCCUGGGACGAGUCACCCAAUGCGGCGGACCCCGUAGUCGUCCUGGGCGGCCCAGCAAACACAUAUGCGCAUUACAUUGCUACCGAAGAGGAAUACUCUAUUCAACGCUAUGAGGGAGCUUCCACACUAUAUGGUCCACACACCCUGGCUGCUUACAUCAACGUCACACUUCACCGACUACCCUACCUCUCAGCUUCUUCUGUAUCAAACUCACCCUUAUCGCCACCAUCUCAUCCUUCUCUGCCAACAUUGGAGCUGGGACCUGAUCCUCCCAUCCACACAAACAACUCGCUAAGUUUCAUCUCUCCCGUGGUCUUUGACCGCGCACCUCUCUUCAAGUCCUUCGGCGAUGUAGUCACCGAUGUAUCACCUCGCUACGCCAUCUCCUCAUCUCCAACCGUCAAAGCCUCUUUCGUAGCCGCCAACCCCCGCAACAACCUCCAUCUCGGAUCUACCUUUGCCGCAAUCGAGAAAUACACCUCUCAAGGCACUUGGGAAACCGUCAGGGAUGACGAAGACUGGAGUCUAAUUUUUGAAUGGGAAAGAACAAGUACCACAGCUGCCACUUCUCAAGUCACCAUCUCUUGGGAGUUGGGCUGGGAAGUCGGUGAUUGGGGACGUGCUGAUGGAAGGUAUCGUAUCAAGUACUUUGGAGAUAGCAAGGGAAUCGGAGGAAAGAUCAGUGGGUUUGAGGGAACCAGUGGGGAGUUUGAACUUGUGUGA